CGCGCUGUUGAAAUGGACCGAAGAAAAAAAAAUGGACCACCUGACAUAAUGGCCACCGUAGCCGCAAGCCGAUCCUGGAAGGAAACCCAGAAUGUGAUGAUGAGAAAGUACCUAGCAGAGGAGAAGAUGGCUACGGAGGCCGACUUAGCAACAGUCCAGAGGAAGAACUUCUCAACGUACAAUGACUUCCUACAGGAGUUUACUCUGGUAGCACUAAGGAUCCCGGAAGUAACGGACCGAAUAAUGAGCAAAUACUUCCUUAGGCAGUUCUCCGAGUUCGACAAAGACAAGAUUCUAUCAGCCUACCAGCAAACGAGCAAGUUCGUAAACACUAGGGAUGUGGAUUUUAGCAUCGUAACAGAUCUGGCCGAAAAGACGGUAGUGACCGAGACAUUGGCCUUGCUUAAGGAAGGGGAGGUCAUAGACCUGACCGGGAGAACAGGCGACAAGGUAAAGACGAAGAUCGAAAGUCUACAUGAACGGGUGCACAGAGUCGACAACAAGAUUGAAAGGAUGGAGAGCGCGCUAUUGGUUAUGCAGGCGCAAGUAUCCCGACCCCCCCUCCCUUCCCAGGAAGCCGUAGUUCCGCCGGGUAUAGCCAAUCGCGGAUUUGGACGGAGAGAUCCUGCUAGCGAGCAAUGCAAGUACUGCACCGCGAUGGGACAUUAUGUACGCGCAUGUCCAAAGCUCAACCAUGAUAUAUUAAAAAGGAGAUGUACCAGGUCGUUAAAGGGGCAGAUAUUCGGACCGCAGGGAGAACGGGUGAAUUGGAACUCGCCAGAAGGAAUGCGGCGAGCCAUUAUCAUGCUCAAUGGGCUAGAGAUAGCGGUCGUAGAAGCUGAGCCGGUGGUCGAUAUCAUCUGGGAACAACUGCGGGGUCGUGGGCCGCAGGUCAACUUCAUUUUGGAAAGCGACGGACGCGAUAGGGUGAACGCGACUACUCGGCUAGGGAUGGCUGGGAGAAGGAUUAUCCGUGACACCGUGAUGGAGAAGGUUGCUGGGAGUUUCAAGAAGAAAAGGCAGGAGGACGAAGUCCUAGGAGUUAUGGUAGCAAAAAAGGAGUCGGAAGUCGAACUUGGUGCCAGCCUGCCCAAGCGGAAAGAAGUACGCAUGGACGUGCCAGAAAUCGCGCUCGAGAUCCCCAAUUUGUUGCAGCUCAUCAAGACCCUCAGGUACCACAAGGUAGGAGUAGACUCGGCGACCCUGGCCAAAUUCGAAGGAGAGGUGCAAAAAGGAUAUUGUCUGAAUGGGAAAUUAGUUAGUAUUCAACCACGAGUCGUAGAAGCAACGAGGGCAAUUCCGGCCGUUCAUUUCUUAGGAGAAAGAUCCCGGAAGAAAGUUGUUCGAAAGUACAAGCCGGUAGGGAAGAAAGCAAAAUCGGUCUCGAUCCUGCUAGAGACAUCAAAGGAAGUGGCUAUGGAAAAGGAGGAGGUCCUCCGAGUGAUCCAAGAGAGAAGAGCGACGGAAGGGCAUCGGAUACCAGAUGAGGUAGCUGACACAAUGAAGAUAGGGGUAGAAGGAUUCCUAACGGAGGAGGAAGAUCGCCUAAUCAAAAGGACAUGCCAGGAGUUUCACCUGGCAUUUGCUUUUAGUGAUCGUCAAAAGGGGCGGUUGGAUGCGAAGCUGAUCCCUCCGGUCAGAAUCCACACAGUAGAGCACGAGUGCUGGAACGACAAGGGUCCGUCCUAUGAGCUUGGGAUAGCAGGGGAAGUGACAGACCUUCGAGGAGCAAAGAUGGACUCCUUCGUCGCAGAACCUACGGCGUCGCCUUACGCAAACCGGUGGUUCGUCUUUCAGAAGCCCAACAAAACACUAAGGGAUAGGCGGUACACUGCAAUGCACACCCCUGUAGGCCAGUUGCGGAUGCAGGUAACCCCUAUGGGCUUUACGAACGCGGUAGCCGAAGCGCAAAGGAGGAUGCUCGCCGUAGCCGGAGAUAUGUUUCCAGAGAAGUGUGAGCCCUACAUCGACGAUAAUCCGAUCGAAGGCGCGCAGGAAAAGAACGAGACGGAAGUCCAACCGGGAAUCCGAAGAUGGAGGACCCUUGGCCGUAGGAGGCAUGCUGAUCAACGGGAUGAGGAACGCAGAGAGAGACCGAUUAGGUUCGAAAGUAGAACCCUGAACUCCGCAGAACGGCGGUACUCGCAAUUCAAAAAGGAGGUCUUAGCCAUCUUACAUUGCCUCAAGACCUUCCAGGCCUACCUAUUUGGGAGGCGAUUCAUCUUAAGGAUCGAUUCGACGAAUGUCGAAGGGGCCUUAAAGAACUACAGGCCUAUAGCUCCGACGGUGGGAAGAUGGGUAAAAUUUAUCUGGCAGUUCGAUUACAAGAUCGAACGGAUUGUUGAAAUUAGAAACAAGGAGGAUGGGUUGCGUUGGAUCUGCAUCACUACCGAAGGGGUGGAGGAUGCGGAGCCCAUAAACGCGUUCCUUGAAUUCGAGGGAGGAACUCUUGCGGUGGACAACGAAAUGAUGGGCGAAGAAUGCGCGUCGGGAGAACUGUUGAUCCAGACUUUGGAGAAGGGGGCGCGUGCCGUAGUACCAGAGCUUAGGGAAGGACCCGUCACCACUCGAGGUCAUAAAGAGGAGAGAGAUAUAUUGGGAGCAAUAGUAGGACCAAAGGAGGAGCUAAUAGCAAUGGCGGUUGAGGGAGGCCGGGAAGCCGUAAUAAGCUUAGUGGAAUCUUGGGAAAAAAAAGAGUUGCAGUGGAUGGUAAACCAGAUGCAGGAGAGAAAGGAUGAGGACCACGAAAGGAAGGAGGUUUUCUAUGCCCAGAUAUACAAAGGGAUCGUUCGAGAAAUCGGGUUGUUGAUGGUGGGAAACAACCAACCCACGGAAGUCAGCAAUAAAGCAAGGCAGGAGGCCGAAAGACUCUGCGUACCGAUCAAACUCAUCGAGCCGUAUCACCCAGAGGCCAAUGCACCUGUGGAAAAAGGCCACCGAACCUUAAAGAACACGAUUGCGAAGCUCGCAGCGGAUCAUCUGGGAAGCUGGCCGAGGUAUCUCAAGCAGGUUGUCUUCUCAGAGAACAUGACACCUAAGAGGACAACGGGAUGUAUCCCGACGGAACUUUGGUACGGGAGGGAGAUCGACUUUCCCGUGGAAGCCUUGAUACCUACCUGGAACAGGUUAGAGGAUGAUCCGCGAAUGACCACGGAGGAGUUAAUCGAGGCAAGGUGUCAACAGGUCCUCAAGAACGAAGAGGUCAUGGAAGACAUCGCCAACCGGGUACUGGACAGCAGGAUGAGCGACAAAGCAAGGUGGGACCAGGUUAAGAAUGUCACAAAGGAGCCACUUCAAGUGGGGGAGAUGGUAUUGCUAAGGAAUUCGACACAAGAAAGUACUUGGUCUGGACAGCUGGGGAGGAGGUUCAAAGGCCCCUAUCGGGUGGGGCUGAACACCUUCGAACUGGAAGAUUUGGAUGGAACUGGAUUGAAAGGACCUUUCCCCGGGCAACGAUUGGUCUGGUUUCUAAGUCGAGACCCAGUGGAACAAUGGCUUCAGGAGGCCGAGGAUAAGGAAAUCGAGGGGCAAUAGGUUAAGGACUGACAACGGCCAUGACCACGCUAUGGUUCAAUCACUGACUGCGCUCGUGGGACUGUCAUUUUUUUUCUGGGGCUGGGACAAUGGGUUGGAUUGACUGAGGUUGAAAUGCAGGGUGACUUGGGAAUUUGCGGUAACGGGUUUGUGCGACGCGGGAAGGAUUGUUGGGACAUUGUAUCAUAAUUUUUGAAGGGGAAAUAAUGGGAUCUUCACAAACGGCGCAUUUGCAUAAGGGAGGGAAAUGUAUAAAAGAGGCAUGAUGCGAAGGACACUGGGAACAUUCUUGGGAAAGGGGAGCUGUCUACCGGACUGGGGGAACGGGUGUAUGAGGGGCAUUGCGGAUGUUGUUUUGUUAUACAGGACUUAGAAGAAAAACGAGAAAAAGCAAGAAUGGAAUUCGGCAACGAGAAUGACAGUGGGGCAAUCAACAGGCCUACUGGAG
Chara braunii is the source of this 3982-nucleotide messenger RNA. Lineage: Eukaryota; Viridiplantae; Streptophyta; Charophyceae; Charales; Characeae. The record is from the annotation of a GenBank genome assembly.